This is a messenger RNA of Lodderomyces pseudojiufengensis, 1506 nucleotides long. RefSeq names its product SUR2. Gene Ontology annotation, cellular component: TRAPP complex; cis-Golgi network membrane; cytosol. Gene Ontology annotation, biological process: intra-Golgi vesicle-mediated transport; lipid biosynthetic process; endoplasmic reticulum to Golgi vesicle-mediated transport. Lineage: Eukaryota; Fungi; Ascomycota; Pichiomycetes; Serinales; Debaryomycetaceae. Bases 1 to 1506 code for a protein of 501 amino acids. The transcript has 2 exons. Gene Ontology annotation, molecular function: oxidoreductase activity; iron ion binding. The record is from RefSeq and is a predicted model, not a curated record.
AUGUUUAAUCCUCCACAGAAUUUUUCAACAAUACUUUCAAAGCCUACGUUUUUACCAAAUACGUUAAAUAUCACAAGAAAACCAGAUCUCAUACCUGGAGUACCUGAUGGUAUAUUAGCAUUGAUAGCACCUAUAGUGGCAUAUUGGACAUAUUCUACAUUCUUUCAUAUAAUAGACGUUUAUGAACUAGCUGAAAAAUAUAGAAUUCAUCCUAGUGAGGAAGAAUUGAAAAGAAAUAAAGUAACUUUAAAAGAAGUAAUACAAGAUGUUGUAAUACAACAUAUUAUUCAAACCAUAGUUGGACUAAUAGUAUAUUAUUUUGAUUCAGUUCCUGUAACUGGUCAUGAAACCUAUAUAAUGUGGCAAUUAAAACAUAAUUAUUUACCAAAUGUACCUGAUUCAAUAAUAUAUUAUGGAUAUAUGUAUGGAUGGUCAUUUUUAAGAUUAUGUAUUGCUAUUACAAUAAUUGAUACUUGGCAAUAUUGGUUUCAUCGUUUUAUGCAUGUGAAUAAAACUUUAUAUAGAAAAUUCCAUUCACGUCAUCAUAGAUUAUAUGUUCCAUAUGCAUUUGGUGCAUUAUAUAAUGAUCCAAUUGAAGGAUUUCUUUUGGAUACUUUAGGAACAGGUGUAGCUUCUUUGACAACUGGUUUAAGUCAUAGAGAAUCAAUUAUAUUAUAUACUUUUGCAACUUUAAAAACAGUUGAUGAUCAUUGUGGUUAUAAAUUACCUUAUGAUUUUUUUCAAUGGUUAUUUCCAAAUAAUUCAGUAUAUCAUGAUUUACAUCAUCAACCUUGGGGUAUUAAAUCUAAUUUUUCACAACCAUUUUUCACUAUAUGGGAUAAAGUUUCAGGUACUCAAUAUCAAUUUAUGGAAAAUUUUAAAGAAUUACAAACUAAAAUUACUUUGGAGAAAUAUAAAGAAUUUUUAGAAAGAAAAUCAAGGAAAGGACCAACAACCAAAAAGGAAAAAGAAAAUUAUGAAGAAGAGCUCAAACUAGAGCAAGAAUUGAAUUCUGAGUUGUUCACGUUAACAUAUGGAUCAUUAGUUUCUCAAUUAUGUCGAGAUUUUCAAAAUAAUUAUCAAGAAGUCAAUACCCAACUAGAUAAAAUGGGUUAUAAUAUAGGUUUAAGAUUAAUUGAAGAAUUUCUAGCGAAAACAGGGAUACGUAGGUGUUCAAAUUUUAAAGAAACAGCAGAUAUAAUUUCCAAACUUGGAUUUAAAUUAUUUUUAAAUAUACAACCGCAAGUAGAAAAUUGGUCAAAUGAUAAUAAAUGUUUUUCAUUAGUGAUUCCUGAACCUAAUCCAUUGACGGAAUUUGUUGAAUUGCCCGAAACUGCAAAGGAAUUAUGGUAUAGUCAAGUUUUAUGUGGUGUUUUAAGAGGAGCGUUACAAAUGGUUCAACUUGAUUGUGACGUAUAUUUUGUGAAAGAUGUAUUGAAAGGAGAUGACAAAACUGAAAUGAAGUUGAAAUUAAACAAGGUAUUGAAAGAUGAAGUUCCAGUGUAG